AUGAACAGCGUGCAUGACGGUCACUCAAACUCAUCCACCAGUUCCGUCAACACCGCACAGGCGGGCGCAUGCCCAACUGUUGGCUGUAAAGGUUACGGACACGUCAAGGGCCCUCGCUAUUCGUAUCACCAGCGCGUUUCUGGAUGCCCUUAUGCUGAUGCCAAUUUAAAAAGAGAUGUUAUCCGUCCACACGAAAGACUGGCUUCUAAUAACAUUGCAUCUCCAGUCCCUGACUCGACAUCUGUGCCUCAAAUGCCCCGACUCGAACAAGCUGCCUUACCUUUCAAUAAUACACCCGCCAUGUUGCAGGAUUCUAUAUCCGGACCCUGUCUCUCGCCGGACUCUAGUGUCAAAACUGAUCCUUUUACAUUAUCUGGCGCCAACUCACCUGUGCUUCCCAAUCCCACAUCACAUACGUGCAAUCCACCCCGCACUGGCAAGCACAGUUCACUCACCUCUUGCCCUAUAGUCCCGUCAGUGGAAAUUAACGGUGUUACAGAACCUAUGGCUCCUUCCGGACUCCCCGUUUCGAACGCAUUCACACAUGUUUAUAUGUGCGAUAAACGCAACUCCGAUAGUGUUCCAAAGUGUGAAUUGAAGACCAACACAACUACUUCUGUCAUGCCAUUGGAUUUAUCGUUGGAGCGUGAUAAGGUCGCUUCGGAUGUAAAUAACACUGCUGAAUUGACUCCUUUCAGCGACACUAAGCAGGCCAUUUUGAAACUAAUCAGCGGUGAACAAAACAGUUCAGUCGGCAAAAAGUCGGGCAGUGUAAUUGGCUCACCAAUGGAGUAA
Messenger RNA from Opisthorchis viverrini, 795 nucleotides. RefSeq lists its product as hypothetical. Gene Ontology annotation, biological process: regulation of DNA-templated transcription. The transcript has a single exon. The record is from RefSeq and is a predicted model, not a curated record. The coding region runs from base 1 to 795 and encodes 264 amino acids. Gene Ontology annotation, cellular component: nucleus. NCBI's taxonomy places the organism in Eukaryota, Metazoa, Platyhelminthes, Trematoda, Opisthorchiida, Opisthorchiidae. Gene Ontology annotation, molecular function: zinc ion binding.